AUGUCAUAUUACAUGGCAUGGACCGUACUGUUGGGUACAGUCCCACUGAUUGUGGUAUAUCUGUGGAAAAGGGUCACGUACUACCGAAGGAAGCAAUAUGCGCACUUACCCCAACUUCCACCGUCAUUAGUAUGGGGUCAUUUGGCUACUAUCGGUAAAAUCAAAAGCAACCACAGACUGAAUGACCAUCGCGGGUCUAAUUGGCAGCUAGAUGAACUCUUCAAGGACAUGCACGACCAACUUGGAAACCCUCCUCUAUUUAUUGCUGAUUUCCGACCCAUCACUCAUGUUAUGUGUAUUAUUUGCAAUCAUGAAGUUGCAGAGCAGAUUUCAAAAAGUUCAAAGCUUUUCCAGUACAGUACUCCAAAGUCACCAACAAUCCGGUGGUUCCAAGAUCUGUUCGGCGCGAACUCGAUCCUCGUUGCAGAAAACGAAGAAUGGAAAGGUCUACGCAAACAAUUCAAUCCAGGGUUCUCGCACAAGCAUCUCAUGAGUUUGAUGCCUUGCAUUCUUGACAAGACGCAGCUUUUCCUAGAACGUCUGGACCGCUUCUGUACUACCGGAGAAGAAUUUUCAUUUGACGAUCUAUGUACAAAUCUAACGUUCGACAUCAUUGGCGCGGUCACCAUGGAUACUAACAUGGGUGCCCAACUCGGAGAAGAGAAGCAGGGCGAGCUAGUCCGAGUCUACCGUGAGCUAGGCUAUAGCUAUCGUCCCAAUAACGGCAGAUGGAAAAUAUUGCUUUCCUUCCAAAGACGCGCUUUGGGGCGUCGACUUGAUCGCCUCAUCAAAGCAAUCAUUACAGAGAAGUUCGAGGAAGGGUUUAAUCCCGAAAAGUCAUCUCGCAGCGUGCUCGCUCUCGGUCUGGCAGAGCACCCCAAAUUGACAUCAGAGAUUCUGAGCCAGACUUGUGAUCAGCUGAAGACUUUCUUGUUUGCGGGUCAUGAUACAACCAGUAUUGUGCUCCAAUGGUCAUUUUAUCAACUGAGUCGCACUCCCAGAGUCUUACGCCUAGUUUGCCUCGAAUUGGAUGAAGUAUUCGGAACUGAUAGCUCGCCGUCCGUUGUCCGAGCCAAGAUUCUGGAACGUGGAGAGGAGCUUCUCCAGAAACUGACCUAUACCUCUGCCGUGAUAAAGGAGAUCCUUCGUUUGUUCCCACCAGCCGCCACAGCGCGUUCUUCGCCUGCAAACACCGGAAUGGUCGUUCAGUUACCAAAUGGUGAAGAGCUUAAUCUGGAUGGGACCAUUCUGUAUGUCUGCCAUAAUAUCAUACAACGUGACAAGACCGUGUAUGGUGACGACAGCAACGAAUUCGUCCCCGAGCGCUGGCUAGGAGCAAAUAACGCCCCCAUCCCGCCGAGUGCCUGGCGGCCUUUCGAGCGAGGACCGCGUAAUUGCAUUGGACAGGAACUUGCGAAUAUUGAGGCGCUGGUCAUUCUUGCAUGUGCGGUUCGCCGGUAUGACUGGGAGAAGGUAGGACUUGGGGCCUUCAAAUGUGAUGAUUCGGGUGCACCGAUCAUGAAAGCCAAUGGACAGUAUGAUGUCCAUUCAGAGCUGUAUAGUACAUUGGAGAUCACCGCAAAGCCCGUUGAUGGUUCGAAGAUGCGCGUGAAGUUUGCCACGGCAGCAUGA
Messenger RNA from Penicillium antarcticum, 1632 nucleotides. RefSeq names its product cytochrome P450. Gene Ontology annotation, molecular function: monooxygenase activity; heme binding; oxidoreductase activity, acting on paired donors, with incorporation or reduction of molecular oxygen. Bases 1 to 1632 code for a protein of 543 amino acids. The transcript has 5 exons. The record is from RefSeq and is a predicted model, not a curated record. NCBI's taxonomy places the organism in Eukaryota, Fungi, Ascomycota, Eurotiomycetes, Eurotiales, Aspergillaceae.